CACACACACACACACACACACACACACACACACACACGCACACAUGCACGCACGCACACACACGCGCACACACACUCCGGAGCUGAUAGCUAUUUCCUCCCUCAGCCCCACUCCCCUGCCUCUGCCUGCUGGUGACUCGGUGACUCGGUGACUCGUCUGGCUGCCACCAGAAGCUGUCUCUGGGGCUGGAAUCCUGUGCUCCUUCUGUGCCCAGGUAAGGAAGCAAUAAUAGCCCAGGGGCUCGGCAGCCUUAGUGCCCUCUCUGGAUCCAUGAAGGCACAGUUUUAACAGUCAGGAUGGCAGAGGGCUGGAUUUCCCGAAGACUGGAGGGGACACACUGCUCAGAGAAGCAGAGGGCACAGGGGUAAGCACCAAAGCCUCUCUUUCCAGACUCACAGCAGUCUGGGUGGGAGGAUGACAGGGGCAGUCUUAGGGUAACUGACUCUAAAAGCUUGCAUUCCCUGCCCCUAACCCCCGCCCAAAGCAGGACCCUGGCUGCUGGGCUCCAUAAGACUCCCGGGAGGCUGGGGGCCGACUCCAUGCAGCCAGAAAGACUGAUCCCGAUGGGUCCCCAGGGUGUAGCAGGACUGUGCUCUCUGAGCAUCCCCAUGAGACCUGGCAAGAGGCUGCUGCGCUGAAGGGAAUGUUCCAGUGCAGAGAGGGGAUGGCAUUCAUCUGUCUGCAGGGUGGAGUCCCAGCUGUACCACUGCAGCUGAGGAAUGGUGGGCAAGUUGCUAUGCUUCUCUGGACCUCAGUUUUCUCUUCCGAAAAAUGGGGUCUCACAGGGUCACCGCGAGUGUAAUUGUUCUGCAAACUGUAAAGCUUGAGAAGCCUAAGCAUUCUUGGGGAGCACGGGCCCAACUGCUCCCCCCGCCCCGACCUGCCUGCGAUCCUGGGGCUCAUCUGCUUGGAAGGGUCUAGUCUGAUCUCUUGGGGCCUCGCCUUCCAGAGGCCCAUGCUACCUGGAGAAGACUGUGGGUUUUCUCAUCCCGGCCAACAGUGUUACCCCUGGAAAUAGCUGGCCAUGUCUGCCAACGUCACGCUGAAGCCGCUCUGCCCCAUCCUGGAGCAGAUGAGCCGCAUCCAAAGCCACAGCAACUCCAGCAUCCGCUACAUGGACCACGUGUCAGUGCUGCUGCACGGGCUGGCCUCGCUGCUGGGCCUGGCGGAGAACGGACUCAUCCUCUUCGUGGUGGGCUGCCGCAUGCGCCAGACCGUGGUCACCACCUGGGUGCUGCACCUGGCGCUGUCCGACCUGCUGGCCACCGCCUCCCUGCCCUUCUUCACUUACUUCCUGGCCGUGGGCCACUCGUGGGAGCUGGGCACCACCUUCUGCAAGCUGUACUCCUCCGUCUUCUUCCUCAACAUGUUCGCCAGCGGCUUCCUGCUCAGCGCCAUCAGCCUGGACCGCUGCCUGCAGGUGGUGCGGCCCGUGUGGGCGCAGAACCACCGCACGGUGGCCGCGGCCCACAGGGUCUGCCUGGUGCUCUGGGCCCUGGCCGUCCUCAACACGGUGCCCUACUUCGUGUUCCGGGACACCAUCCCGCGGCUGGACGGCCGCAUCAUGUGCUACUACAACGUGCUGCUCCUGAACCCGGGGCCCGACCGCGACGCCACGUGCAACUCGCGCCAGGCGGCCCUGGCCGUCAGCAAGUUCCUGCUGGCCUUCGUCGUGCCGCUGGCCAUCAUCGCCUCCAGCCACGCGGUCGUGAGCGUGCAGCUGCGCCACCGCGGCCGCCGGCGGCCCAGCCGCUUCGUGCGCCUGGUGGCGGCCGUGGUGGCGGCCUUCGCGCUCUGCUGGGGGCCCUACCACGUGUUCAGCCUGCUGGAGGCGCGCGCGCACGCCGACGCGACGCUGCGGCCGCUCGUGUGGCGCGGCCUGCCCUUCGUCACCAGCCUGGCCUUCAUCAACAGCGUGGUCAACCCGCUGCUCUACGUGCUCACGUGCCCCGACGUGCUGCGCAAGCUGCGGCGCUCGCUGCGGAGCGUGCUGGAGAGCGUGCUGCUGGACGACAGCGAGCUGGGCGGCUUGGGGAGCAGCCGCCGCCGCCGCGUCUCCGGCCCCCGCCCCGCCCCCCGCCCCGCCCCCGGCCGCCCGGCCGCCGGGCCCCCGCGCCUGCUCGCCUGGCUGUGCUGCGGCCGCCUGGCGUCCGCGCAGAGGGCCCGGGCCCGGUCCCAGGACGAGAGCGGCCCCCUGAACCGGGCGCUGAGCACCACCUCGGGGUAAGAGGGCGGACGGGGCUCGCCGGCCCGGGAGGCAAAGGAGGGCGGCGGUGCCGAGCGAGAGCGUCCCGAGGGCGACGUCAGGCAGCGACCCAGGGAUCUGCAUUUUGCAGCGCCCGGCCUCCUCGGCCUCCUCGGUCUUUCUCAGAAUCCUAGGCAGGCGGCAGGCGGGGCGGGACGCCCAGAUUCUGCAUUUCUAGCAAGCUCCCUGGAGACGAAGUCGGCGCAGGGGCAACACAGUGAAAACCACAAGAUUUCUCCGACUGGGCAGUGGACUCCCGAGGCACGCAGGACACACUCCCCCGGAAGCUCAACUUUGUCAGAUGGUGGGAGGGGGAGGGAGGGGAGUGUUUUCACAUGAAACCAGUGAUGGGUUUUGGGGUAGAAGACAGAGGGGAAAGGUUUGGGAAGCACUGGCCUGGUCUAACCUCUUCAUUUAGUCCCUCAGCCACCGUGUACUGAGCUAGACGCUUUAUCUCACAAUCUGGACGGUAGGUUCCAUGAUCAGACUGAGGCACGUGGAGGUUCAUCCACGUGCCCCAAGUGCAGGGUCUGCACGCUGACCAUGAACCAUCACACGUUCCACUGCCCCAGGUAGAAAAGCAAG
Messenger RNA from Acinonyx jubatus (cheetah), 2830 nucleotides. It is a transcript of the gene PTGDR2, whose product is annotated as prostaglandin D2 receptor 2. The coding region runs from base 1025 to 2227 and encodes 400 amino acids. NCBI's taxonomy places the organism in Eukaryota, Metazoa, Chordata, Mammalia, Carnivora, Felidae. Gene Ontology annotation, biological process: positive regulation of cytosolic calcium ion concentration; phospholipase C-activating G protein-coupled receptor signaling pathway; complement receptor mediated signaling pathway. The transcript has 2 exons. Gene Ontology annotation, cellular component: plasma membrane. The record is from RefSeq and is a predicted model, not a curated record. Gene Ontology annotation, molecular function: G protein-coupled receptor activity; complement receptor activity.